This is a messenger RNA of Zootoca vivipara (common lizard), 5076 nucleotides long. RefSeq names its product 5-oxoprolinase, ATP-hydrolysing (gene OPLAH). Gene Ontology annotation, cellular component: cytosol. Gene Ontology annotation, molecular function: 5-oxoprolinase (ATP-hydrolyzing) activity. Gene Ontology annotation, biological process: glutathione metabolic process. NCBI's taxonomy places the organism in Eukaryota, Metazoa, Chordata, Lepidosauria, Squamata, Lacertidae. The record is from RefSeq and is a predicted model, not a curated record.
UCCAGAGCGGAGGUCUCCGCGAGGGGCGCCCCGUCGAGCCAGUCUUCCCGCUCCGCUGCCGACCGAGUCUCCUCCUCCGUCUCUGGACUCUGCCGUGGACCCCGUGAGGCGCUAAAGCCGGGCUGCGGGGACACCGGGCUUUCUGCACCCCUCCCUUGGCCGUCGUUGAGCCCUUCGAUCCCCGUCGGCGGCGCUCCCACCCGCACCUUCUCCCCGCUACCCGUCCGAGGGGCGUCCCGUCGGGCCAUGGCUGCGCCCGGCGCCGGCAACUUCCAGUUCUCCAUCGACCGCGGCGGCACCUUCACGGACGUCUUCGCCCGCUGCCCCGGAGGGAAGGCGCGCGUGCUGAAGCUGCUCUCGGAGGACCCGGCCAACUACCGCGACGCCCCCACCGAGGGCAUCCGGCGCGUCCUGGAGGAGGAAUGUGGCAUCCCCUUCCCCAAAGACCAGCCCCUGGACACCUCGCGCAUCGAGUGGAUCCGCAUGGGCACCACAGUGGCCACCAACGCCCUCCUGGAGCGCAAGGGGGAGCGCCUGGCGCUGCUCAUCACCAAGGGCUUCAGGGACCUGCUCCAGAUCGGCAACCAGGCGCGGCCGCACAUCUUUGACCUGGCAGUCUCCAUGCCAGAUCUCCUGUACGAGGCUGUGCUGGAGGUGGACGAACGGCUGGUUCUCCAUCGCGAGGGAUGCCAGCUCUACGGCUCGGCCCCGAAAGUCACAGGUUUGACAGGGGAAUCCCUUGUGGUGCACCGGCCUUUGGACCUGGACGCCCUGCGAGGGCAGCUGAACGGGCUGUUGGCCCAGGGCAUCCGCAGCCUGGCAGUGGUCCUUCUGCACUCCUACAUGUGGCCAGAGCACGAGCAGCAAGUGGGGCAGCUGGCGAAGGAGCUGGGCUUCCAGCAGGUCUCCCUCUCCUCCCAGGUGAUGCCCAUGGUGCGGGCAGUGCCCCGGGGCUACACGGCCUGCGCAGACGCCUACCUCACGCCCUGCAUCCACCACUACCUGAGCAGCUUCCGGGACGGCUUCGCUCAGCAGCUCCAGGGCGUGCCGGUCUUGUUCAUGCGCUCCGACGGGGGUCUGACCCCCAUGGAGGCCUUCAGCGGCUCCCGCGCCAUCCUCUCCGGCCCAGCAGGGGGCGUCGUUGGCUACGCUGUCACCACCUACCGCCGGGCCGACAGACAGCCUGUCAUUGGCUUUGACAUGGGAGGCACCUCCACCGACGUGAGCCGCUACGCCGGGGAGUACGAGCACGUCUUUGAGGCCACAACUGCCGGGGUCAGCAUCCAGGCCCCGCAGCUGGACAUCAACACCGUGGCGGCCGGAGGGGGCUCACGGCUCUUCUUCAGGUCCGGGCUCUUUGUCGUUGGCCCGGAGUCUGCCGGGGCGCAUCCUGGCCCCGCUUGCUACCGGAAGGGGGGUCCCCUGACGGUGACGGACGCCAACCUGUGCCUGGGCCGCCUCCUGCCCAGCUACUUCCCCCACAUCUUUGGACCCACAGAGAACCUUCCCCUCUCGCCAGAGGCCACCCUGAAGGCCUUUGAGGAGCUGGCCGCCAGAGUCAACGCCUUCCGGGGGGCCAGCCCCUCACUCAGCGUCGAAGAGGUGGCCAUGGGCUUCAUCCGUGUGGCCAACGAGGCCAUGUGCAGACCCAUCCGCGCCCUGACGCAGGCUCGAGGCCACGACACGUCCCGCCACAUCCUGGCCUGCUUUGGCGGAGCUGGGGGGCAGCAUGCCUGUGCCAUCGCCCGGGCCUUGGGCAUGAGCAAGGUCUUCAUCCACAAGCACAGCGGGAUCCUGUCCGCCUUUGGCCUGGCCCUGGCGGACGUGGUCCACGAGACGCAGCAGCCGUGCUCCCUGGCCUACGGCCCCGAGGCUUUUGCCCAGCUGGACGAGAGAGUCGCCGCCCUGGAGGCCAAGUGCGUGCAGGCUCUGGAGGCCCAGGGCUUUGCCAGAUCCCAGAUCAGCACAGAGCCCUUCCUGCACCUUCGCUACGAGCGGACGGACUGCGCCCUCAUGUGCUCUGCCAAGGGCUACCCGGCCACCGCCCAGUCCUGCCGCAGCGGGGACUUUGGCGCCGCCUUUGCCACCAGGUACCAGCAGGAGUUUGGCUUCACCAUCCCCGGCCGAGCCAUCCUGGUGGACGACGUGCGGGUGAGGGGCACGGCCAGCUCUGGGCUGGGCCAGGAAGAGCCGGUGCCGGCCAGUGAGCAGCCCCCCCGCCGGGAAAGGGUGUCCCGCUGCUAUUUUGAGGGUGGCUACCUGGACACCAGCGUCUACCUGCUGGAGGAGCUCACCUGGGGCCACUCCAUCCCUGGUCCCAGCAUCAUUAUUGACAAGAACAGCACCAUCCUUGUGGAGCCCUCCUGCACCGCCUCCAUUACCCGACUCGGAGACAUCUGCAUCGCUGUGGGGUCCGGGGCGGAGUGCCCCGUCGGCCCCCAGAUCGACCCCAUCCAGCUCUCCAUCUUCUCCCAUCGCUUCAUGAGCAUCGCAGAGCAGAUGGGGCGCAUCCUGCAGCGCACGGCCAUCUCCACCAACAUCAAGGAGAGGCUGGAUUUCUCUUGUGCCCUCUUUGGCCCCGAUGGGGGGCUGGUCUCCAAUGCGCCCCACAUCCCUGUCCACCUGGGCGCCAUGCAGGAGACGGUGCAGUUUCAGAUCCGGAACCUGGGCUCCGACCUCCACGAGGGGGACGUUCUCCUGAGCAACCACCCGUGCGCGGGGGGCAGCCACCUGCCGGACCUGACCGUCAUCACCCCUGUCUUCUGGCCAGGAGAGGCCAGGCCGGUGUUCUUUGUGGCCAGCCGGGGCCACCAUGCGGACAUUGGGGGGAUCACGCCGGGCUCCAUGCCCCCCCACUCUCGCUGCCUCCAGGAGGAGGGGGCCGUCUUCAUUUCCUUCAAGCUGGUCAAGGACGGCGUCUUCCAGGAGGAGGCCCUCACGGAGGCCCUGAUGGCUCCCGCCCGCUUCCCCGGCAGCAGCGGGACACGCAACCUGCAGGACAACCUCUCUGACCUCCGCGCUCAGGUGGCAGCCAAUCAGAAGGGGAUCCAGCUGGUGAACGAGCUGAUUGGUCAGUACGGCUUAGAAGUGGUGCAGGCCUACAUGGCCCACAUCCAGGCCAACGCAGAAGUGGCCGUGCAAGACAUGCUGAAGGACUUUGCCGCCCGCCAGGGGGAGCCGGGACGCCCCUUGCAGGUGGAGGCCGAGGACUUCAUGGACGAUGGCUCCCCCAUUCACCUGAAGGUGACGGUGGAUCCCCAGCAGGGCACAGCUGUCUUCGACUUCCAGGGCUCCGGCCACGAGGUCUACGGCAACUGCAAUGCCCCUCGAGCCAUCACCCUCUCGGCCCUCAUCUACUGCCUGCGCUGCAUGGUGGGCCAGGAGAUCCCCCUCAACCAGGGUUGCCUGGCGCCUGUGCAGAUCCUCAUCCCCAAAGGCUCCCUCCUGGACCCCUCCCCAGACGCAGCCGUGGUGGGGGGCAACGUGCUGACCUCGCAGAGGGUGGUCGAUGUCAUCUUCCGGGCAUUUGAGGCCUGUGCAGCUUCUCAGGGCUGCAUGAACAACGUCACCUUUGGCAACGAGAGCAUCGGCUACUACGAGACGGUGGCUGGCGGGUGUGGGGCAGGGCCCCACUGGCACGGCCGCAGUGGAGUGCACAGCCACAUGACCAACACCCGCAUCACGGACCCCGAGAUCUUGGAGAAACGGUAUCCGGUGGUCCUGCGGUGUUUUGAACUGGCCCCAGGCACUGGGGGCACCGGGCGCUUCCAAGGGGGGGACGGUGUGCGCCGGGAACUGCAGUUCCGGGAGGAGAUGGUGCUGUCGGUGCUGAGCGAGAGGCGGGCCUUCCGCCCCUACGGCCUGCAAGGGGGUGAGUCUGGCUCCCCAGGCCUCAACCUGCUGAUUCGACAGGACGGCCACACCAUCAACCUGGGCGGCAAGACGUCUGUGAAAGUGGGGCCUGGGGACGUCUUCCGCCUGCAGACCCCGGGUGGAGGGGGCUUCGGACCACCUGCCGCGCCCAUGGGACCCCCCAAAGGGCAGGGAGCACCCCCCAGAGGCUGGCCCUUCCUGGAGCGAGGGAGCCUCUAUGACUACCGCCUGGCCCAGGAGAGAGCGUGACGGGCCCCCCUCCUCCUCCUCCCACCGCCACCAGCACCCCCGCCUCACCUGUGGGUCUGCAGGGGGCAUUCUCUGUCAGCCGUGGGGCAAAAGUGGGAGUUGAAAGGGUCCCUCCGUGGGGAGCAGGGGUUGCAUGCAAAGGGCAUUCGGCACUCGUUCUGCUCAGGGUAGACCCAAUGAACUGAAUGAGCCUAGGUUAGCCAUGCCAUGCACUUCAGAGGGGCUACUUCGAGUGUUGGAAGCCCCCCACUCCCCAGGUGAGGGGAGAAUAGCUGCACCUGCCUCUCCCCUUCUUCCCACCAGGGGGCAGCAGGGCCUGAGGUUUGCUGCUGGGAUGAAGGGGGGAAGAACGCUGCAGUUGCCCCCCACAAAUGCCUCUCUUCCGUCUUUGGAAAGAGGUGGUGGUGGGGUUCUGGCUUGGCUGGGCUGGGCUUGCUCACUGCCCAGCCUUUCCUCCUCCAGCCUCACUGGCUGCCCCCCCCCCGCACCAGGAGGGCCAGCCCCACUUUGUCUGGGGGUCCUUCCCUGGCCAAGGCCUUUAUAUGCCCCUUCACUCUCUACCUGGUCCCAAGACGGGCUCCUCUCUCAAACUCCCCCACCACCACCGAAACCACUCCAGUGGCCAACUGUGGGGCCUUGUGGCCCCCCCCAAUGCCUUGGGGCAGAGUGGGCAAAUGGCCUCGGACCUCCCAUGGGACGCCUUCUCCUCUCCUCUCCCGGGGAAGGGUUUUUUUUGGCUGGGAUGAUUCCGAGCUUCACUUCCAAGCUUGUGGGCUGAAUAAAGCUGCAGCCAGCAAGUUCCCCCGUGUGUGUGUGUCGUUUUUUCAGCUGGGCCAGACCAGUUGUUGGGUUGGGGAGGGGGUGCUGCAGAAGGAUCCUCGGCCCCUUCCCCCAUGUUGUGCUGGGAGGGUCUUUCGUUCCUGCUCUUGACACCCCCAGAUGGGGGCCAGGUUC